AUGGCGCCUCUCCCCUAUUGCCACGGACGCCUUUCGUCACUACGUCUCAACGAACACCUUCUGUCACGCUCCAACAUUGUACGCCGCUCAGAAGAUUCCGGUGCCAUCAUUGGCGGUAUAUUUGGCGCUGUUGUGUUUGUCGUGAUGCUCGGCUUCAUCAUCCACCUCCUCACUCGCAGACCCUCACCCCCCAAGAAAUGCAAGAAGGGGAAAGAUGGAAAAGGAAGCAAGAAGAAGAAGAAGCCCAAGAAGCCCCAGAGUAAUGAACGCCCCGAGAACUGCGAGGAUGACGAGAGCCCCUCUGGGUCCCCGUUCGCCUAUUGGGCUGGAUUCAACCCCCAGCCUGGUGCGGGCGGACCGCGGCCUCCUGGCCGUGGAUACAACGGGGGAGAUGGCCCAAUGGACGCGCCGCCGAUGGAAUGCUCCUAUGAUGAGCCUGAUUAUGGCUUCGACAGGCGUGCACCGAACAUGUACGUGACAGCGUCAUUCUUUGCCUUCCUCAGCUGGUGGUGCUUCAUCAGCCGCUGCAUCAGCUGGCGGGCCAGCAACUCCCUUGCUUGA
Molecule: messenger RNA, 561 nt
Organism: Emericellopsis atlantica
Lineage: Eukaryota; Fungi; Ascomycota; Sordariomycetes; Hypocreales; Bionectriaceae
Exons: 2
Coding region: 1-561 (186 amino acids)
Source: RefSeq, a predicted model, not a curated record